Messenger RNA from Dermacentor silvarum, 1623 nucleotides. RefSeq lists its product as uncharacterized. Lineage: Eukaryota; Metazoa; Arthropoda; Arachnida; Ixodida; Ixodidae. The transcript is spliced from 2 exons. Gene Ontology annotation, molecular function: catalytic activity. The coding region runs from base 1 to 1623 and encodes 540 amino acids. The record is from RefSeq and is a predicted model, not a curated record.
AUGGGCAGCACCACCGCAUCUCAGCAAAAACGUUUAGAAAUCUGGCAAUGGAACUGCCGAGGCUACCGUCGUAAGCGGAGCCUCCUUCAACAAUACAUAAACACCCAGCUUGAACCGCCAGACGUCAUCGCCCUACAGGAGCCAGGUGUCUCGCCAACCCUGUCAGGUUACGAGGCCUAUGACAGCCCGACCGAGGGCAAAGCGGCCAUUCUCGUCAGUAAGGCGCUCACUGUCAUUGCCCAUGACGUCAUCCCAGACACUCAUAUUGAGCAUGUCAUUGUAGAGAUCGUGCUCCGGCGCCGGAAAAAGACCAGCAAGCACAGCCUUUUCAUCCUCAAUGCCUAUAGUCCCCCCCGGCAACGCCACACAGACUUUUAUACCCUCAUCCGAGGUGCUUGUACACUGGCCAAGGGUAAGGAUCUGAUCCUACUCGGGGAUUUCAAUGCCCAAGACACAAGCUGGGGCUACAGGAAUUCUGACCACAAAGGCAAGCAAAUUGCCGCUGCCGUCGACACUUACCGGCUCGAGCUCCUGACCGAUCCUACCACACCCACCCGCAUCGGAAACAGUGUUUGUCGUGAUACCUGCCCUGACCUUACCUUCAUCAGAGGCAGCUCCACGUACACUUGGGAAAAUCUCAUGGAAACCCUGGGUAGUGACCACUAUAUCAUUCGCACUCAACUCACUGAGGAUGCUCUGCGGCGUCCCAUCGGGAAAGCCAAAAUCACGGAUUGGGAUGCAUUCCGAUGCGAUAGCGAGCAAACCCUCGACGCUAACACCAGCCUUACGGACUGGUGCGAACAGCUUCGCCGCACCCAAGAUCGCCAUACAAAACACAUCACCCGCACCACCCAGACCCCCGAGGUAGACGGCCACCUGCUCCACCUAUGGGACGCACGUCGUAGUCUACUCCGCCGCUGGAAGACUCAAAAACAUAAUCGAAAACUUAAGGUCAAAAUUGCCUUGCUCACCACCCAAGCAGAGGAAUACGCCGCCAGCCUAGCCCAACUCAACUGGGCGCAAUUCACGGACACCCUUAAGGGCUCUUUGGGGACGGCGCGCACGUGGCGCAUUUUGCGGGCUCUCAUCGACCCCACCCGCAGCAAAACUGAAACGAACAAGGCCGUCCAUCGCCUCAUUCACACAUUUGACGGUACUGAUGACGACCUUCUCGACCAGCUCCGGAGAAAAUGCUUUGGCGAUCACAAUCCACCCCCUGCCAACACUGUCUAUCAAGGCUCCCCAAACGCCCUCCUGGACCGCCCCAUAACGAUCGAGGAAGUGUAUGCGGCCGUCCGCGCAAGCACACGCAACACUGCUGCCGGGGCUGACCGCAUUACAUAUUCGCUUAUCCGUAACCUCAAUGACACUGCCCUGCAAGAUCUCACGGCGUUCUUGAACACCCACUGGCAGAACGGCACCAUCCCCCCGGAGUGGAAGCAUGCCGAAGUGAUCCUUAUCCCGAAACCAGCUCCUCGGACACACUGGUACCCUUCGGGAGGCAGCCCGACUCCACCUAGUCCCAGAUCAUGUCCGCUCAACACUCACCGUUGCGCCUAUCCCCCGCAACAUGGCACCCCCUACUGCACCAGGGUCGACGGGAAGCACGAGUUGAGGCCUUAA